UCGCGCCUACUUGGCCCGCGCCUACUCGGGCGUGUCCCAUUGUGUUCAUGCUUAAUCCUAUUCCUUGUAUAUUUAAUUGCAUUUUCCAUUCUAAAAAUAUAAAGGUGACGAAGAGAUUCUUAAGAUUUAUCAUCGACUUAAAGACUUCCCAAGUAAUACUGUAAGAAAAAAAUAGCGCCAUAGUGGCCCUGCGCCAUAGUGGGCUUGCGCUAUAGUGGCCCGCGCCAUAGUGGCCUGCGCCAUGGUGGGCUUGGCUUGCGCCGUAGUGGCCUUGCGCCAUAAUGGCCCUGCGCUUAGUGGUCGCGCCAUAGUGGCCCGCGCCAUAGUUUCCGUUUUCCUUAUUUUUAGAAUAUGUAUUUUUUGGUUUCAGUCUUGUUCGUGUUAUAGUCCAUUCACUGAAUAUGUCAACACAAACCUUACAUUAGCGAAUCCUUCGUCUAGAGAUGUUUACUUUAAAGUCAAGACUACAGCACCGAAAUUUUAUUGUGUUCGUCCAAAUUCUGGGAUUAUUAAGGCAAAGGACAAAGCACAAAUUAAUGUAAUGCUUCAACCAAUCGAUUCGCCUGAGAUUUUGGAAAGCGAACGAAGCCGCCACAAAUUUAUGAUACAGAGUGCAUUUGCUCCUGAUAAUGCUGAUUAUUCGACUAGUUCUUCGCCAACACCACCAGAACAGUUUUGGAAGGAAGUGGAUGCUUCUCAAGUUAUGGAUUCUAAAUUAAGGGUUAUCUUCCAGUGGCCAUUUGGAUAUUCUCCGGAUCAGGGGUUUGGAAGUGAUGCUGCUAAUUCAUCUGCAAAUCCAUCAGCUGCUAAAAAUUCGGAAAUUAAACAAAUGCUUCGACAACAGGCUGAAAAGCCGGUGAAUAUUCCUACAAUGUCUUCAGAAUCGGAAUUGUUUACUGCUGAUCCUCAAGCGGCUCUUCAAAAAGAAAUAGAAUUACGAAAAAUGUAUCAAGAUGAGAAAGCAAAUUUGGAAAAAGAAAAUUUCGCUUUAAUGGAAAAAGUUGAACAACUUGCUCGUGCUUCACGUUCGGUUGGAGCACUUACUCAACAGGACAGUGUUUCUAUUGUUCAAGCUGUAUUGUUCGUCGUGUUGGCUCUUUUGCUUGGGUUGAUCAUUGGCAAAUUGCUGUGA
Messenger RNA from Meloidogyne enterolobii, 1132 nucleotides. Lineage: Eukaryota; Metazoa; Nematoda; Chromadorea; Rhabditida; Meloidogynidae. The record is from the annotation of a GenBank genome assembly.